Messenger RNA from Ictidomys tridecemlineatus (thirteen-lined ground squirrel), 3297 nucleotides. It is a transcript of the gene Mrgprf, whose product is annotated as MAS related GPR family member F. Gene Ontology annotation, cellular component: plasma membrane. The record is from RefSeq and is a predicted model, not a curated record. Gene Ontology annotation, molecular function: G protein-coupled receptor activity. NCBI's taxonomy places the organism in Eukaryota, Metazoa, Chordata, Mammalia, Rodentia, Sciuridae. Gene Ontology annotation, biological process: G protein-coupled receptor signaling pathway.
CUGGGGUGCAGGCAGGGGAAAGUCUGGGCAGGCUCCCCGUGGGGAGCAUGCAGCCUGUCCCUGGCCAUGGACAGUGGACCAACUGGAGUUAGGCGGUGCCUUGAGGCGGGGGGUGAAGAUGCCCACUGCCCAGCACCAGGAUCUGUGCGUGGCACCACACACAGGGGCUCCCACCGUGACCACGUAGGCCCCGCACUGAGCCACUCCAGGCACAGGUGCCUCCACAAGCUCCAGGGCGCACCCGCAGCCUGGGGCAGGAGGGCAGGAGACCUGAGGUGGGCGCAGGCCUGGGGCCGUGCUGGGCCCUCCACACCCCGCUGCACAGCUUUGGCCUCGGGGUGGCAGGGUUCCCACCAGAUCCUGGAGGCCAAGGGUUAAAGAAGGGGCGGGCGGCUUGCACAGAUGGACACCCUUUGCAGCCAGUGACUCACAGCCCAGCUGGGACAGGCGGAGAGGGGAGGAGGUGGCGGCUGCAGCCAGCCGGGUGGACCUGCAGAGGAAGGAAUUUCUGGGGAGUGGAGGCCACCGCACUGCCCAGCAGUCCCUCCGGGGAGGGGAGGGCUCUGGCCACCUGUGGCUGCACUGUCCCCUGACAAGGCCUUUUCUCACCCUCGACCUCAGUUUCCCCACUUCCUGGGGGGGGGAGCGAUAGGAGAUCUGGUUGAGGGACAGGUCACUUUUAGCAGACAUGGGGUAGGCAGACCCAUGAUCUGUGGCCAACCAGGGUGGACCAGUCUCCUGCUGGGUCGUCCCCCCCAGCUCACCCCCCUCCCAGGCUCAUGAUUGGCAGCCCGAGGCCUCCCCCCACCCGCCGGAGUCAGGGCCACGGCCUGGCCUCCUGGCUCGCUCCCCAAUCACCCCUCUCCUCCGUCGCAGCUGCAGCCCCAACAAUAGACACAUGUGCUGGCCGCUGGAGAGUGACCUCACCCCUGGACCCUAGGUCACCUACCAAAGGGGAAUGAGGGCAGCUGCCCUGCAGCUGGUAAUAGGCCACACCCCACAAGGGGGAGGUGGGGCGGCAGGUGCUCAGCCAGCAUCCGGGGAGCUGGGGUUGGUGGUGGGGGCGAAGCUGUGCCUUCCAGGAACCUUUAGGGGAAAGGCCAGAUCAAGGCCCAGACAAAGACCUCGUCCUCCAGGAAGUCUCCCUGCCAAAACGACCUGCCUGACCUCACCGCGCCCCUCCCCUGCCACCCAGGGCCAGGACACAUGGAGGUGCUCGGAAACGUACCUCCAGAGCAGUCUGGCUCCGAAACCUCGCAGACCAAGUGGAGGGGGUCGGGGUGAGGGGGCUUCCUCCCUAGUGAGCCACAGUGGCUCCAAGGGGCCCCGAGGGUCUGUGUGAGGGGUCCUCGGGCAGGAGGGCUGCGCUCGCAGGACAGUCCUGCCAAGCCCUUCUUCAGAGCUGGGGAUGGCCUUUCCGCCAAGGUGCCAGGUGGGCGUGCCAGCCGGUGAGCUGCGAGCAGGGACCUGGACCCUCCGAGCCUGGAGAUGGCUGGGAACUGCUCCUGGGAGGCCCAUGCCACCAGCAGGAACAAGAUGUGUCCCGGCCUGAGCGAGGCCCCGGAGCUCUACAGCCGCGGCUUCCUGACCAUCGAGCAGAUCGCCAUGCUGCCCCCGCCGGCCGUCAUGAACUACAUCUUCCUGCUGCUCUGCCUGUGCGGCCUGGUGGGCAACGGGCUGGUCCUCUGGUUUUUCGGCUUCUCCAUCAAGAGGACCCCCUUCUCCACCUACUUCCUGCACCUGGCCAGCGCCGACAGCGCUUACCUCUUCAGCAAGGCCCUGUUCUCCCUCCUGAACGCGGGGGCCUUUCUGGGCACCUUCGCCGACUUCGUCCGCAGCGUGUCCCGGGUCGUGGGGCUCUGCGCCUUCGUUGGCGGCGUGAGCCUCCUGCCGGCCAUCAGCACAGAGCGCAGUGUGUCCGUCAUCUUUCCUGCCUGGUACUGGCGCCGGCGGCCCAAGCGCCUGUCGGCCGUGGUGUGCGCCCUGCUCUGGCUCCUGUCCCUGCUGGUCACUGGAAUUCACAACUACUUCUGUGUGUUCCUGGGCCACGCAGACUCCGGGGCAGCCUGCAGGCACAUGGACAUCGCCCUGGGCAUCAUCCUCUUCCUGGUCUUCUGCCCACUCAUGGUGCUGCCCUGCCUGGCCCUCAUCUUGCACGUGGAGUGCCGGGCACGGAGGCGCCAGCGGUCAGCCAAACUCAACCACGUGGUGCUGGCCAUGGUCUCCGUCUUCCUCGUGUCCUCCAUCUACUUGGGGAUCGACUGGUUCCUCUUCUGGGUCUUCCAGAUCCCGGCCCCGUUCCCCGAGUACGUCACCGACCUGUGCAUCUGCAUCAACAGCAGUGCCAAGCCCAUGGUCUACUUCCUGGCCGGGAGGGACAAGUCGCAGCGGCUGUGGGAGCCUCUCAGGGUGGUCUUCCAGAGGGCCCUGAGGGACGGCGCCGAGCUGGGGGAGGCUGCAGGCGGCACGCCCAACACGGUCACCAUGGAGAUGCAGUGCCCCUCUGGGAAUGCCUCCUGAGAGGCCUGCGACGUGGACCCUGGCCUCCAGAGACUCUUUGCCACCGACAGGAACAGGCACCUGCCUCGGUGCCCGCGUGGGAGGACCAUCUGGCUCGGCCCCUCCUGCCUCCUUCUCCCAGGGAUGGAGGCCCUGGGGGUGGCCAAGAGGCCGAGCAGCCACCAGCACCCCCAGCCACUCUGCCUCAGUGACCCACGAUACCAAAGUCACCCCACGCGGUGGGGCCCUCCUCGCCCUGGGCUGGUCGGCACAGGGGAGGAGGUGGCCGCAGCCCCGCCACCUCCUGCCCUACAGCCUCGUCCCCAGGGGUGGACUGCUCUCGAGAUUCCGUCCCCAGGGCGGAGCAUGAGCUGACCUGAACCCAACGGUGCUACCUGGGAGAGGUGUCCCUUCAUGGCCUUGCAGCCAGAUCUUUCUGCAAACAACAUCCCUGUCCCCUUGGUGAGUCAGUUGGUGACUUUAAUGGGGAAACGCCUGGCCCUGGGGCCACUCGAGACCGGAAGGACGGCCUUUUCUAACUCUGUGCCUGGCCAGCCCUGGGCAGCCUCCCAAGCACUCUGUGUCCUCCAGGCCACUGUGGACCAUAUGGGCAGUUCCUGGACCGAGUCCCUGGGCUCUAGCACCACCCAGAAGUGGGCUCUGGCUCUGUCCUGUCGCCUGGGGACUGGCACUGUGGUGCCCAACAAGCACAGUGGCCCCAUGUAGCCACAGGGAGUUCUGUAAGACAAUGAAGUGUCACCAAUAAACGUUUUGUACCUUGCCGCGAGGCAGGCUGAA